Anopheles coustani is the source of this 3136-nucleotide messenger RNA. RefSeq names its product bestrophin-4-like. Gene Ontology annotation, molecular function: chloride channel activity. Lineage: Eukaryota; Metazoa; Arthropoda; Insecta; Diptera; Culicidae. The transcript has 6 exons. The record is from RefSeq and is a predicted model, not a curated record. Bases 280 to 2385 code for a protein of 701 amino acids.
UUUCAACCGGGAUGUACGCGUCGCGGGCGUGGUAACAUAGAGUUGCAGUGUUUCGAUUGUACGUCACUGCGCUUUGUCUGCAGAAUUGUACAAAUUAGUUGAAGGUAUUAGCUUUUAAAUAAUGUAACCUGUGGAAUUCGUUUCCGAAGACUUUAGAAACACGACUCUUAUCAUAAAUAAAUGUGAAUUUUAGUCAAGUGCCGGUCCGUCCAGUGUAAAAUCGUGAAAAUAUAUAAUUUCCAAAGUUUUCCCGUUGGCUGAUCGUGAAACUACCUCACCAUGACUGUGACCUACACGGCGGAGGUGGCCACCUGUCGGGGGUUCGGCUGCUUUCUCAAGCUGCUUGUCCGAUGGCGUGGAAGUAUCUACAAACUAGUAUGGCUCGAUUUAAGUUGCUUUCUGUUGCUGUACUAUACACUAAAUUUAACCUAUCGCUUCGCCUUGUCCCAGGAACAAAUGCAGAUUUUUGAAGAAAUCGUCAAAUACUGUGCCACUUACAGCAACUUGAUUCCGCUCUCGUUCGUGCUUGGUUUCUACGUCACUAUUGUCAUGACCCGCUGGUGGAACCAGUACACCAGCAUACCUUGGCCGGACCCGAUAGCCGUUUUCGUCAGUGCCAACAUUCACGGCCAGGAUGAACGUGGCCGUGUGAUGCGUCGUACGAUUAUGCGUUAUGUUUGCCUCUGCCUUACGAUGGUGCUGACGAACAUUUCUCCGCGAGUGAAGAAGCGCUUCCCGACGAUCGAGCAUCUCGUGGAGGCGGGUCUGCUAAACGACAACGAACAUAAAAUCAUGUCCCACCUGAAUCAGAAGUUUCCGCGCCACUCGAAACACUGGCUUCCGAUCGUUUGGGCGGCCAGUAUUGUCACACGAGCCCGCAAGGAGGGCCGCUGUCGAGACGAUUUCGCAUCGAAAACGAUCAUCGAUGAGCUAAACAAAUUUCGCGGUCAAUGCGGGCUGCUCAUCUCGUACGACACUAUCAGUGUACCCCUCGUGUACACACAGGUCGUAACGUUGGCCGUGUACAGCUACUUCCUUACCUCUGUCAUGGGCCAACAGUGGGUUCACACCAAGGAACUGGGUGAGGGCGUCGUGAACAAAAUCGACCAAUACUUCCCAAUCUUCACCACGCUGCAGUUCUUCUUCUACAUGGGCUGGCUGAAGGUGGCCGAAUCUCUGAUCAACCCGUUCGGAGAGGACGAUGACGACUUCGAGGUGAAUUGGAUGGUGGACCGGAACCUACAGGUGUCUUACCUGAUCGUUGACGAGAUGCAUCACGAGCAUCCGGAGCUGCUGAAAGAUCAGUAUUGGGACGAGAUCUCCCCGAUCGAGCUGCCGCACACGGUUGCGUCGGCCGAAAUACGUGAGGAACCCCCGCAACCCUCGACGGCCGACAUCGUGGUGAAAAAGCGGGAGGCGGAGGUCAUACCAGUCGUGCCGACCGCAAUCCGCAUCGACGAAAUGGUCGGUAACAAGAACCAAGCGGUUGAGUAUAACUUCCCCGACAAAUCCAACGACGAUGAGAUGGAUGACAAUGUUAGUGGCAUUCAUUUUAAUGCAACUGAUAAGCCUAUGUAUCGCGGUGGAAGCUCUGCGGCAAGUUUGGGCAGCGUAGUAGGUACGAUGUCUCGGGUGAACACGGUCACGUCGGCUUUGAAGCGAUUUUUCAGCAAGGACGAGUCGAGUCGCCCCAACAGUGCAACACCAGAUGCAGGAUCCGUACCGUUUAAAUUCCCUGGUUCAGCCAGUUCUACUAACCUCAUGGGAAGGGUGCCGGAUCGAGCGAUGGGUAGUAUGCGCAUCACAGACCAGGUGAUCGAGGAGGUGGACGAGCAGCUAACCAUCACGUCGAUGCAGGGUAACAACGAAUCUCGGCCAACUGCGGCCAGUCUUUUUGAAAAUGGUCCACCGAAACCAAGUGAUCCAGUCGAUGUGCCACAGUCGGCGUACAAUCGCACACAGUCCUCGGUGGCCCAUGGAUUUCCCUCCCAGUUGACGCCCCCCGGCCCGGAUAACAUGAUGUCUGCGUCGGCACCGGAGACGGGACGGUUCGAGCACAAUUUUGUGCCCCUCAGUCCCACCGAUCCUGAUGUGGUUCCAAAUGUAGGCUCCUCGACGGGCAUUAACAGUAUGGUCGAUGAAACGGAUCGCGUUACCACAACGUACGAAAGCGAGGAGACCGAAAAGGAGCAAAUGGAGCGCAAGACACGUUUGCUGGCACGUUCGAUCAGUAAACAGGCUACUUUGGGUAUAAUCAAUACCGACAUGCUGCUCGAGGAGCUUACUAGGAGCACGGGUGAUCUCGAUUCGGAACGGAAACCUCCGCAUAGCACACCCGAUGGAGCGACGUCCGAUACGAACAGUAACGUCGAUACAACCUUAUGAUUCUACGUGUCUGACGCAGAAGAUAGUUUCAUUGAGGUAACCGUGAAGGAAGACAGCGCAGAAAGAUAGCAUCUUUAGCACUGGAUUGUGCAUCUUCCCGUUCGUGGAUGGAACUGGAAUUAGAGAUAAUUGCAUACCCUCAACAUGCACACAAUUCAUACGAAACACAACUGCACAAAACAAAUGCCAAAACGAACUGCUACGUUCGUUCACGAUAAAUCUCCUUCGCUCGACAGUCGUGCUAUCCAACAAACACACGUUCCGCAUGUUCUCUAGUUUGUAAGUUUUUUCUAAACACAACCCUCCGUGGAAGAAUACUUUAGGGUAAGUUUUAAACUUUCCACUCGACUCCAGAGACAUUUACAGCUGUUCAGAACAGAGACUCUACUCCCAACAGUAUUUGUUUUCGCUUUUCGUCAGCCCGAGUUAAUGAUUUAUGAGGACAAAAUUACUAAUGAGCAGGCCAAACAUAAUUUUGCACAUCGCAUUCUAAGCUUUUGGUAUUGAGUAAAGUAUAAUCUGUUCGAUUCAUGUGAAGUUAUGAAUAAGAAGAGAAAAUGGUGGCCUAGAUAGAAAAAGAAUGCGCCUUAAGUGUUAGCCUUCUCAAAUGGUUUAGCUCUCGGUUGCCAGAACCAAGUGAAAUGAUCGUCAACGUUUAUAUUUAUAGCUGUGUAAUUUUACAGAUAUUCAUGUCUAACGUUUAAUCAUGUUCUACAGCUUUUUGGGGCAAGUUAAAGUAUGUUAAGUUUAA